This is a messenger RNA of Eriocheir sinensis (Chinese mitten crab), 672 nucleotides long. RefSeq lists its product as uncharacterized. The transcript is spliced from 4 exons. The record is from RefSeq and is a predicted model, not a curated record. Lineage: Eukaryota; Metazoa; Arthropoda; Malacostraca; Decapoda; Varunidae. The coding region runs from base 1 to 672 and encodes 223 amino acids.
AUGGACCGCGCUGCACCACUUUCGUCAAGGCAGAGGAGAGUCCUGGUGCAGCUAGUGGAGGGAAGGCCUGUCCUUCAAGAUAGGUCAACCAGCACUGCGGUCCAGCACAAGAAGAACUUGGCGUGGGAUGAGAUCGCCAAAAACUUCAACGCCAUGCACCCUGAUCUGGAGCCGCGAUCAGUUCAACAAUUGAAAAGAAGUUUCAACCGCAUCAAAUUGAAUGUGAAAAAGGAAGAGAGAGCCUACAAGCUGAAGGUGAAGAGGACUGGUGGUGCCCCUCCUCCAUCACCUCCCAAGUUUACAGAAGAACAUGAGACUGUUGCCUCCAUGAUCUCUGGAGAACUCAACAUGGGCGAGGAUGUCUUUGACACUCUUGCCAUUCAAGAUGGGCAUCCAGUGGAUGAGGCAGGCACUCCCAUCAUGGAUGUUACUUUCACUGUGAGUGGAAAACUGCCACCGACAGAGGUCCCCUCUGCUACUUCUGCCGCUGAAUAUGCUGAAGCACCUGCACCUCCAAGUGCUUCUACAUCUUUCCAGCCAGAAGCUUCAUCCUCGGCAUCCACUGCACCAUCACUAACUACAUUUACAUUGGGGGCGAGGAUGUCAGAUACAGUGCCAGAGAAGUGGCCUCUGGGAUCAUCUUUUUCUGGGGUGUUUUAUGGGGCUGGUUAG